AUGGCGGAUGUAGCUCCAGCCGGUGGCCGAGGAGGCUUUAGAGGAGGUUUCGGAAGUCGUGGCAGUGGACGUGGUGGACCACGAGGAAGAGGACGUGGGCGUGGCAGAGGCAGAGGACGUGGUAAGGAAGGAGAGAAGGAAUGGCAGCCAGUUACAAAGUUAGGUCGUCUGGUCAAGGAUGGAAAAAUAAGAACCCUGGAAGAUAUAUAUCUAUUCUCUUUACCCAUCAAGGUUAGAAUCAAUUCUUGCGGUGAAUGCUAGGUAACUACAAAUUUUGCAAAAGAGGGAAUUUGAAAUUAUUGAUUUUUUUAUUGGUCCUGUAUUGAAAGAUGAAGUUCUGAAGAUCAUGCCAGUUCAAAAACAGACUAGAGCCGGGCAGAGAACAAGAUUUAAGGCCUUUGUUGCUAUUGGAGACCACAAUGGACACAUUGGUUUGGGCGUGAAAUGUUCCAAAGAAGUGGCUACUGCUAUCCGUGGUGCUAUUAUCCUUGCUAAGCUCUCUGUCGUUCCAGUCAGGCGUGGUUAUUGGGGUAACAAGAUCGGAAAGCCCCACACUGUACCUUGCAAGGUUACAGGAAAGUGUGGUAGUGUGCAAGUGCGUCUUAUUCCAGCACCCAGAGGAACUGGCAUUGUAGGUGCCCCUGUACCCAAGAAGCUUCUGCAGAUGGCAGGUAUUGAAGAUUGUUAUACAUCUGCCACAGGAUCAACUGGCACUCUUGGAAACUUUGCAAAAGCUACGUUUGAAGCCAUAUCAAAAACAUAUGGUUAUCUGACGCCAGAUCUCUGGCGUGAUGUGCCAUUAUCUAGGGCACCGUACGCAGAAUUUUCAGAUCAUCUGCUGCGGAACCAUCAUGCCAAAGCUGUUCCUGUUGAUGAAUGA
Messenger RNA from Nezara viridula (southern green stink bug), 880 nucleotides. Lineage: Eukaryota; Metazoa; Arthropoda; Insecta; Hemiptera; Pentatomidae. The record is from the annotation of a GenBank genome assembly.